CGUAACAGCGACAUUGCAGCGUAGCCUUAGAUGGGGAAAAGGUGGGGCACUCGUAAGUUUCCAUGAUUUUGGUAAUGUGUGUGUACGAACCUACGAAACGAGGUAGGGCACAGUUUCCUUUGUCACGUGAGUCGAAAAGUCACGUGCAGUUUCGACCAUGAGCAUUUGGGCAGACAGGAAACAUGCAACAGCGAAGUCAGCAAAGACCCUGCCUGCACUCGAAGGAACUUUAGUGAGCAUCUACCCAAUCAAUACGGGCUAUCUGUGUGUAUCACGAGCAUCACUCGUGGAAGGAGGAAGUCCAAACGAGAUCUUGCAAAUACCAUGCUUCGCGUUUCUAUUGCACCAUCCUGUAGAGGGAUUUGUUUUGUUCGACAUUGGAAUUCCUUCUAGAUUCCUCCCUGACGAAGAUUUAGCUGAGAGAAAAAUGAAGCCUGACUCUCCUAGAUUUUUUCCCACUGUCACCAAAGGCAUGAAUGUCAACUCUCAACUUGCUCAAGCAGGAAUAGAAAGUUUAGACAAAGUUAUUCUCUCUCAUUCAAUAUCCAAAGAUGAUCUCAUAGAUCUCAUGCAUCUCCCCACCAAUUCCAUUUCUGUUGGGGUUGGAAUGAAAUUGAAGCUCAUUUCAAGAAAAGACUACGGUACAGACCUUGAUCGAAAAUUGAUCGAAACUAACUUUGACACAGGACGAACUUUAGGUGCUGGUAGAUUGUCAGCACUAGGACCAUUUGAGCGAACAAUAGACAUGUAUGGGGAUGGUUCGAUCUAUUUGGUGGACUUGCCAGGACCAUGUGAAGGUCACAUGGGAAUCCUUACCAGAACUGAAGGUUCCUGGGUUCUUCUUCCGGGAUUGGCCAUAUAUCUUCGAGAGAACUAUCAGCGACUACUGGGUAAAGGAAAACCUAUUUGGAAAGAAAAGCCUACUGAAGACAAGAAAGCUACAUGGAAUACAAUAACAGUGAUUGCAGAGUAUGCCAGCAUGCCUGAUACAAAGGUAUAUGCAAGUUAUGAACCAGCUCUUCUAGAAGAGUUAGGGGAUCAGUUCUUAUUGCAAGACUUUGCAAAACGAACAAGUGGCUAUUGGCAAUACGUAGCACCUGAUACUAAAUAGUACGAAACAGUGAGCAAUUUUGUCACUAAUGACACAAAGGCAUCCAGCAUUUCUACAACUUUUCUAGAUGACGAAUCUAAUAGACACUUGAUGUGUUUUACUUGAUUCCUUUUUAAUUAACAGUCAAGUGCUACUUAAUUAAGAGAAUAUUUGAAAUAACUGACAGUUCCUUGAUGUGAUAUAGGUUAUGUAGAUUUUCCUGAUUUGCUCCAAAGUACCUUAGAAGUACAUGCAACAAUUGAGAACGUGCCUUUAGUAACAAUUGAGAAUGUCUUUAAGCAACUUCCAUUUGCUUCUGUUCUCAUUGUAAAUUCUCUCACAACUUUUUCUGCAGUGAUAAUAGAUUUGCUAUAAUUAAUAACAACGAAGAACGAAGACAUAUUUCUAUUGGACCUAUGAUAAUUUACAGGUCCCACUAUGAGCAUUAUAAUAAUGAC
Corticium candelabrum is the source of this 1548-nucleotide messenger RNA. RefSeq lists its product as uncharacterized. The coding region runs from base 158 to 1111 and encodes 317 amino acids. Lineage: Eukaryota; Metazoa; Porifera; Homoscleromorpha; Homosclerophorida; Plakinidae. The transcript is spliced from 10 exons. The record is from RefSeq and is a predicted model, not a curated record.